This is a messenger RNA of Bacillus rossius redtenbacheri, 1086 nucleotides long. Its product is annotated as peroxynitrite isomerase THAP4-like. NCBI's taxonomy places the organism in Eukaryota, Metazoa, Arthropoda, Insecta, Phasmatodea, Bacillidae. The record is from RefSeq and is a predicted model, not a curated record. Bases 177 to 1007 code for a protein of 276 amino acids. The transcript is spliced from 6 exons.
AAUAUAUUAUUUAUCAUAUUUGAUGCAAAAAAAUAUAAAAUUCUGAAACUCGAACUGACUCGACCUCUUCAAAAAUUGUGUGGCUCGAACACGACUCGACUCGAAAUAUGAAUUGCUAAACUCGGCUCGACUCGACUCGAAGCCAAAUAACCUCAACUCGUCCAUCUCUAUAAACAAUGUUAUUUUUUUUUAAAUUUCUUUUUAAUUUUUACACUACAGAUUUUCCUCAUAUUACUCUACAUAAUGAAAAAUUCCCAAAAAAUUCAGAAAAAUGUAAGCUGUGGGUUAGGGCCCUCGGACGCAGGAAAUGGCAGCCCAGACAAACCAGCUUCAUAUGCUCGAAACACUUCGUGGAGGAGGACUUUGACCGCACGUCACCGUUCCGCAUCCACCUGAAGAGCAGCGCGGUGCCCAGCGUGUUGCUCGACCUGCGCGAGGAUGUGAAGGAAGAGCCCGACAGUGAAACUUCGACGUGCGCCGUGGGGAAUGCUGCCUCGCUGCCCCCGGCCACGGACCCUGCGGUGUCGCCGGCCACACGUCGCUCAGACUCGGUUUCAGCAAAGGUCGCGGCCAGUGGCGCGGGGGCGGACACGAGUCAAGAGCACAACAUUGCUGCGUUCCUGGCCGACCCGCUGAGCGAGCGCGAGGCGGGCCCCCACGGCUGCGUGCUGUGCGGGCGGCACGCGGGGCCAGCGGGGGCCUCGCGCGCGCCCCUGUGCCGCCGGCUGGCCGUGCUGGCGGGGCGCGCCGGCCUGCGGCCGCCCCCGGGCUCCGUGCUGUGCGCACGCUGCGCCCACCUGCUCAGCUACGCGGACCGCCUCGAGCUGGAGCUGGGCCUGCUGCGCCGCACCGUCGCCGACUGCGUGUGCGCCACGCACCACCUCUGCCUGCCGCUCCCAGAUGCACGACCUGUGCAGAUCACCGACAGUUUCCCCUUCACUGCUUUGAACUCCCUCCACGAGACCUACUGCCAAGUAUGGGCCCGCCCCAUUGUCCUCAUUGGCUAGCUCCCCCGGGACCCCUGGGGGUGGCCCGAGCGCUGGAGCGCUCAGGCGAGCUGGGUAUCAGGCGCUCAGAACUUUGCGA